This is a messenger RNA of Neurospora hispaniola, 405 nucleotides long. RefSeq lists its product as uncharacterized. The record is from RefSeq and is a predicted model, not a curated record. The transcript is spliced from 2 exons. The coding region runs from base 1 to 405 and encodes 134 amino acids. NCBI's taxonomy places the organism in Eukaryota, Fungi, Ascomycota, Sordariomycetes, Sordariales, Sordariaceae.
AUGACCCCAACCAAAGAAGAACUCGACCGCGCCCUGAACGAAAUCAAAGCCACCUUCCUCUCCAGAGAAACCAAGCUCGCCAAAGCCUACGCCGAGCACCCCGACCCGGACGCGUGGUACUUGAACUUUAUCAGCUGCCUUGCCAAGGUUGCUGCUGGACCGCCGCCGUUGCCCUCUACCGCUGGUCAGAAGCAGCCAGCAGCUGGGGUCGGAGUUCGACUUGGAGUUGAAGCUGAAGUUAAACCUGAGGCAGCAAACGAUAGUAGCGGUUGUAGUGUGACUGCGGGCGUGGGUAGAGGUACUAGAGGUAUGAAGAGACCUAGGGUUGAGGACAUGGAUGGUCUACUCAACACUACGAUGACUGUUAGGAACAGGCACCCAUUUGAUUGGAUCAUUCCGGGUUGA